Messenger RNA from Acipenser ruthenus (sterlet), 3976 nucleotides. RefSeq names its product potassium voltage-gated channel subfamily A member 3-like. Lineage: Eukaryota; Metazoa; Chordata; Actinopteri; Acipenseriformes; Acipenseridae. Gene Ontology annotation, cellular component: membrane; voltage-gated potassium channel complex. Gene Ontology annotation, biological process: protein homooligomerization; potassium ion transmembrane transport. Bases 252 to 1817 code for a protein of 521 amino acids. The transcript is spliced from 3 exons. The record is from RefSeq and is a predicted model, not a curated record. Gene Ontology annotation, molecular function: delayed rectifier potassium channel activity; protein binding.
GAUUGGGCGAUGGAAAAAUAGUGUGCCAAGCGUUCGCGCACGGUGGGCGGGAAUUGGGUUGUUUAUAAACCCGGUGAGCGCGCCGUGGGCGGGAAUAUAAGACGGUGAAACUGAAGUCAGACAGAGAGAGAGAGAUAGAGAGAGAGAACGAACAGGAGAGAGAGAGGAGGACAGAAGCAGCGGUGGCUGGAGCUCACUGGAGCUUGUAGGAGGAAGCGCGGCGUCCCCUGCCCCUCCAUUCCAGCACCUGUAUGGAGGACCACCUCAGCCUCCUUCACUCGCCUCCGCCUUCUUCUACCAAGCAUGGCAAAAACAACAACAUCAUAAACCCCGGUUACACCGAGGCCGAGCAGGACACCAUGACAGUGGUCACAUGUGACAACAUGCUGGAGGAAACGGCAGGGCUCCCGGGACACCACUCCUUGGACCGCUACGAGUCAGGAAACGAGUGCUGCGAGAGGGUGGUCAUCAACAUCUCGGGUCUGCGCUUCGAGACUCAGAUCAAAACUUUAUCCCAGUUCCCCGAGACCCUGCUUGGGGACCCCAAGAAGAGGAUGCGCUACUUUGACCCCCUACGAAACGAAUACUUCUUCGAUAGGAACAGGCCCAGUUUCGAUGCCAUUCUGUAUUACUAUCAAUCCGGCGGGCGUAUCAGGAGACCCGUUAAUGUCCCCAUUGACAUUUUCUCUGAAGAAAUCAGGUUUUAUGAACUUGGAGAGGAAGCUAUGGAGAAAUUCCGUGACGACGAAGGGUUUAUCAAAGAGGAAGAGCGCCCUUUGCCUACAAAUGAGUUCCAACGGCAGGUGUGGCUAUUGUUUGAAUACCCGGAGAGCUCAGGGCCAGCCAGGGGCAUCGCUAUAGUUUCUGUGCUGGUCAUUUUAAUCUCCAUCGUUAUAUUUUGCCUGGAAACCUUGCCCGAGUUCCGGGAUGACAAGGACUACCGCGGUCCUCUAGAGCCGGUGAUAAAUGGAACCUCCCCUUACCUGAGCAGCACUUUCACAGACCCCUUCUUUGUGGUGGAGACGCUCUGCAUAAUCUGGUUCUCCUUUGAACUGCUGGUGAGGUUUUUUGCUUGCCCCAGUAAAGCCACCUUUUCCAAAAACAUCAUGAACAUCAUAGACAUCGUGGCUAUCAUCCCCUAUUUUAUCACCCUGGGUACGGAACUGGCCGAGCGCCAGGGGAACGGGCAGCAGGCCAUGUCCCUGGCCAUCCUCCGGGUCAUCCGGCUGGUGCGCGUCUUUCGGAUCUUCAAGCUGUCCCGGCACUCCAAGGGGCUGCAGAUUCUGGGGCAGACCCUCAAGGCCAGUAUGCGGGAGCUGGGGCUGCUGAUCUUCUUCCUUUUCAUCGGGGUCAUCCUCUUCUCCAGCGCGGUCUACUUCGCGGAAGCUGACGACCCUUCGUCUGGCUUUAGCAGCAUCCCUGAUGCUUUCUGGUGGGCCGUGGUAACCAUGACAACCGUCGGCUACGGAGACAUGCACCCGGUCACCGUCGGAGGGAAAAUAGUCGGGUCACUGUGUGCAAUUGCGGGCGUGUUAACCAUUGCCUUGCCUGUGCCAGUCAUUGUCUCCAACUUUAACUAUUUCUACCACCGGGAGACUGAGGGCGAGGAGCAAGCGCAGUACUUGCGCGCUGGCAGCUGUGAGCAUCUAUCCUCUGAAGGGGAGCUCAAAAAGGCUCCCAGCACUUCCUCUUUGAGUAAAUCGGAAUACAUGGUGGCGGAGGAAGGGCUGAACAGUGCAUUCAAACAGCCUUUCGCAAGCAGCAACUGCACCCCAAACAACUGCGUGACCGGCAAAAAGAUCUUCACCGACGUUUAAAAACGAGCGUAACAGGAAUAAGCUUUCUUAAAAACAAUACUACUGCUACUAUGAGUAAUCGUGACGUGUCAGUGCAGUUAUGUUGUGUGGAGGCGACGUCAUAGGUGUAGUAAACGUGUCUGCUUCGUGGUCAAGUUCAUUCGCGCUAGAAUAACUACAUAGACUCGAGGUUUUUGCUAGUUCAUAAUUAGGAUCUGCUAUCACUGUGAGCAAUCCAGUAACGUCGGCUUUCUGUUGGUUUCUUUUUAAUGGCCGAGGCGCUGUGUGUUAAUUCAAACCGUAGCCUAAUGUUGAAAUUGCGUAUUUAGUCUGUAGAAAGCGUAUCUGUGAGAAAAAAAGUAUUUCAAUGAAAAACAACGCAAAAGAUAAUUGUGCGUAAGUAAAACAAGUAAGCGAUAAUAGAUAUGUGUUUAUUACAAUAGUGUGAGCUCUGUGAUUUAUUAAUGUUAUAAAAUGCUGGAUUGUUAAUUGGGAAAGACAAGUCGUGUAUUUCAACAAAACUGAAAUAUAAGGACAGAAGAGCCCCAAAACCUCCGAACCUGAAAUGGAGAUGUUCGUUAAAUACUGUAUCUUCAGUUGCCUCGUUAAAUGAAUUAUAAUGAUCGUAUCACUAUUUACAUGAAGCACAUCUAUUUUUGUACGCCGUCGUCAUGUGGAUACAUGUUUCUGAAUGAACAGACUGAUUUUCAAACAGGGAAUACUAUACAAAAAACAACAGGCUGUGUCAUUCACUCGGGACACGUAUUUGGAUCUGAGGUGAACGUCUCAAGAAUAAAGAUUAGUCAAAUCAAAGGACUUCAUGCGGAUGCUACUAAUUCUGCCUGGAGCCCUGCAGUCACCAUAGCAACCACCGUUUCCCAGGCAACCCCAUCUAAUGUUGCCAUGGGAUCCCUCUGCGUUUCCACGGCAACCUCCCAGAUGGUUCUAAAGCCUUCCAAAUAAAGAGCAAGCCGCUGUGCAAAAAAACACACAGGCUUGUCAGCGAGAUAAGGGAUCAAUCUGACAAAAAAUAAAUAGCAAUGUCAUUAAAAAAAUAAAUACAAUUCCUUUUAGAUGUACACAGACAGACGGCUGUGCAUUGAAUACAACGUGGCCCCUCUAAUUAGAUACGAUUGGCCUAUAUAUUGAACUAUGUUAGAUACACGCCCUCAUUGUAUAGCCCUUUACAAAAGUAACUGUUCCACGUGAAACCCAACACCAGUACACGUCACGUAGGCAUGGCCAUAUCUAAACACAUCAGAUUGAGACGAGAAACGACGGGAGAUUAAAUCCGCGAGUCCUCCUAAAAACAAGAACGCGUACAAACAACCAUUCUAUCAACCCAGAAUACAGCCCCCCCCUCAACAAGAACACCACUGGGAGGAUGGGACCGUGAAAAGAAAGACACCUGCGUUACUUCAAUCUACCACCAGGGAGUGCUAUUCACCGCCACAUGGGGAAGUGCCUGGAAAGACCAAGAGAACACGGGUUCAAGCCCAACGCAGUCCACAUCAGUACAGGUUUUGGUACAGUAGGAGACUCCUAGUAAACAAGGAUCGAGAGAUGCCAGCUCACAAGCAACAGCUGCAUUACCUGACCUCUCUGCCUUCAACGCCAAGCCUGUGGCAGUUACUCAGCUCCUGAAUACAGCACGAGACAUGACUGAGUCUCUUGAGAGAGAGAGAGAGGAGGGACGUCUCCAGCGACAGGCACAGACUGCCUUUUCACACAGCGCCUAUCCCACACCCUGACAGCAAGCCGUGUAGAAGAGAAGUGAGCCUCUUCAUGUGAAUCUGCCAAUGUUCUGUCACUACCUUGUUAUUUGAAUGAGUGGUCUUUGACCGUACGGGCCCAUGAUAAUGCUGCUGUUGCCGGGCAGCGCUCUGUACUGUAGAGCACUCCGAGCACUCUGUAUAGUGCACUGGGAUUCUUUGAGAGAAUCUCACAUUUGUAGCAACGGACGAUAAAAACAGGAAACCAAAAUCGUGACUGCAUGAACAGAGCUGGCUAGGAUUGCAUUUCUUUCCACCUUUAUUUUUGUAAUUAGUUUUAUUUUUUAUGACAUGUAAUGGGCUGGCUUGUCAGUUCAGUAAGCUGGGCCUAUGAAUACAGAUUGCUGCUCAAUUGCUUCUGUAAAUGGUUACGACUGUUUUGUACGGAAUAAAAGUGCUGUUAGUGUG